GUCAAGUAGAAGCGGCUCCAUUCAGUUGUUGAAAAAAGUGAAAUUAAUAUUUUUCUGUGAUUUUACCUAAAAUUUUAUGGUAAUAAUACAUUUUUAAAUUUCAUAUUUAAUAUAAGUUAACUAAAAAUGGGUGAUACUGAUGAUUUUUACGAUGGUGACCGGACUAUGGACUCAUUGCCAACUACGCCUGAAGUUACCUACAAUUGGGUUGAUAUAACUACAGAUUUCUUUAAACACAUACAAGAUUUAGAGUUAGGUGAGUUACUACAUGAUGGUCACUUAUUUGGUCUUUUUGAGGCCAUGUCUGCCAUUGAGAUGAUGGACCCGAAAAUGGAUGCUGGGAUGUUGUGUAAUAGAGGAAAUCCUAAACCUUUCAACUUUCAGCAAGCUGUUGAGUGUGGUAAACUAAAAAUAGAUGACUUGGAGCCGUCAGAGAUCAUUGGAGUCAUAGAUGCCACUGUGGCAUGUAUAGUGUCGUGGUUGGAGGGACAUUCUCUCGCACAGACAGUGUUCACCAACCUGUAUCUACAUCAACCACAUUCAAUUAUAAACAAAACAUUAAAAGCCUUCUGCAUCGCUGUUUAUAAGCUACUGGAUUGCAUUAGAGAUUGUAUUAACAAAGCUCAAGUAUUUGAAGAGGAAGAUUUUCUACCGAUAGGCUAUGGUUACCGCUUGGGCUCAAAUCCCCAAGUUGGGAACACAUACAAUGCAAAUCUAGAAGUGAGUGAACAGAAAUGCAUAGCAAUGCUUCGCGAGCAAGAGGAGGAACUGAAUAAGAAAGCAAGGUCUCAAGAAGAUGAGACCAAUGAAUUAUGGAUGGCCUUAGCAGCGAGGAUCCGAUUCACCAGAAUGUUCUACCAGGCCCUGCUGUUGAUCACCCGACGAGACUCCCAGUCUGGUGCCGACUGCGUCGCACUGUUGAACGGCUGUUCCGAAAUGAUGAAAGUCAUUAUCAGGACUGUGGGAAAAGGAACCCAGCCGUUAGAGAAAUCCGACUCUCCAAACCCAAUGGGCUUUGAGCCCAUGGUCAACCAACGCCUGUUACCACCCACGUUCCCGCGGUACACGCGCAUAAAGCCGCGAGCAGAGGCGCUGCAGUAUUGCGACGAGCUCGUCACGCGACUGCGUCACGCCUGGAAGAUCACUUCGGCCACCAACUUUCAUACUGCCCUGGACUUCUUCAUGGAGUUCAGCCGGCACCGCGCGUGCAUCCUGUCCCGCUCCGCGCUGCAGCUGCUGUACCUCAGCCCGUCGCCCGGCGCCACCGCGUCCACCUUGCUGGCCGGCGCGGGCCCGCAGCGCCCGCACGCCUUCCUCGACAUACUGCGCGACUCCGUCAGGAGCUUCGUCAACCCGCCCAGCUUGGCGGUGAAGCUGGCCGGUGCCAACCCCCCGGCGCGCGAGUUCGUGGAGAACUUCCUGCUGCGCUGCGUCCGACCGUUCGCCAUGUUGGUGCAGGUGUGCGGACACAACCGCGCGCGACAGCGGGACAAGAUCGCGGUAUUGCUGGAUGACUUCGCGGCGCUGCAAGAGGAGGCAGAGAGUGUAGACGCGCUAGUGAGCGGCGCGUUGUGCACCGUGCUACGACCAUACUUCACCACGUGGAUCCUGUACCACGUGCUGCGGCUCAUGAUCGCCUACCUGCUGUCCGGUCUCGAGCUAGAGCUAUACAGUGUGCACGAAUACCAUUAUAUAUUUUGGUAUUUGUAUGAGUUUCUGUACGGUUGGUUGGUGUCGGCGCUGGGGCGCGCGGAGGGGCUCGCAAGCGAGACGCGCAAGGCCGAUGUGAAGAAGAGCGGCGUGCGCAAGCAGAAGAAACGCACGCGCCCCUACGCGCGGGAGGGGCUCAUGUGUCAAGUUAUGCAGAACAUGUGCGGAGGGUAUUAUAAGGCUCUAGUCGCAUUCAAGUUGCAAGGCAAGCUCCGCCAGCCGCAGUCCGAGUUCGACAACGAGGCGGUGCGCUACAAGCACCGGUUCGCGCCGCUGUCCGUGCUGACGCCGCCGCAAGUGCACUACCACGAGUUCCUGGAGCUGACGCAACCUUUGCAGUACGAAAACCCUGUAAUUUUAUAUUUAGGCGGAUGCAAACUUUUCCAGCAAGCGCGGUCAUUAUUGGAAACUAUUUCAAUACCAGACCACGAAGUAAACGACCUUCUGAAAGUAGCCAAAACAAAUUUUGUGGUUUUAAAAUUGUUAGCGGGCGGUCACAAACAGGACUCCACCGUGCCACCUGAAUUUGACUUCUCUGUUCAUAGACACUUCCCAAUAAUAAAAUUAGUGUAAAUAAUGUCA
Molecule: messenger RNA, 2292 nt
Organism: Bicyclus anynana (squinting bush brown)
Lineage: Eukaryota; Metazoa; Arthropoda; Insecta; Lepidoptera; Nymphalidae
Gene: Naa35
Product: N-alpha-acetyltransferase 35, NatC auxiliary subunit
Exons: 14
Coding region: 127-2283 (718 amino acids)
Biological process (GO): N-terminal peptidyl-methionine acetylation
Cellular component (GO): NatC complex
Source: RefSeq, a predicted model, not a curated record